UACUUUCCUCCCUCAAGUCUCCGCGAGACCAACCCCUUCCUUCCUUCAAUUUACAUAACUGGUUCUCGACAUCUUACGUAAAUUCCUUGACGUCCAUAUUCUAGCUUAUUGUCUUUCAAAUGUCGCGUUAUUAUGAGUAAAGGGGUGAAUUAUUGCGGCUCACAGCUGUGACGUUGCCGAGAGCCGGCGCCAUUCGCGCGGGUGCGCGAUCAAUACUCUUAUCAACAUAGCUGUAGGUGUUUACAUGCGCUAGUACACGCACAGCGGUCGCAUGAGCUUGUCGCGUCACGAGUGAUAACAGGCCGCGCCACAAAUUCUUCAAUCAGGGACAUGUGAAACAACCAAUAUGCCUCUCCCAGAGCUAAUCAAACGGGCAUCGAGCUAUCUCCUCGGUCUAGAGUUUGAGGAUGAGGAACCCCCGGAUUACGUGGACAAUGAAAUAUUGUUUUGCAAGAACAACGUGUGCGUACAUCCGCCGACCAUUGCCAGGCAUGAACUGGAUAUCGUACAUCAUCCCGGGUAUCUCACAGUAACCACAAAAGUGUUUACAGACCAACACAACAACGCUAAGCGACCUACGCUCUUUCUGAAUUGGAUCCCUAACUCGACACUCAGAAAAUGUCCUUCCGCGGUAGAGACGAGUCCGAGCGACGAGCUCGGGUACGGCGCGACAAAAGCAAACCCUAAAGCUAUACCGAAGCCCCACAACGAUGCUAAGACUAAUAAAGUUGAUUCCAACAACGAAAAUGCUUUUUCCGAUUCGUCGGAAACGACCAGUCUCAAUUCCAAUUCUGAUAAACAAAGCAUUAAGUCGUCCGAUACUCGUUACACACAUAACGACACGACUCAGGACGAGUUGUCGACGAGUUCUAAGCCGACUGUAAAGUCCGUAGAUUCCGGAAAGGACAAUGUGUUUGGUAGCUUUGAGAAGGACGAAUCGAAGGAUGAGGUGUUUAUGUACGAUAAGCAUGUGCGGUCGCAAUCGAUGACGUCCGUAAACAUAACGAUCGCGAAUCCUAAUAUUGAGAAUGUAGACUUGACACCAGAUUCGCUGUCUGGGGAUAAGUUCAUCAGGUCGUUGUCUAUGAGCUCCUGUGAUGAGGGGAACCCGAACUGGAUGAGUACUCCCGAGUUCCUGGCUUUGAAGCACAACUUGGUGUUUCCUGACAGCGUCCAAAGCUCCCCAGUGCCGCAACGGCGAGCCCCUAUGAAAUGCCGUAGGUUUUCAGUCGACCUGAGUCAAAUGCGGUCUCUACGGUUGUUUUUCAACGACGACAACUGCACGUGUGGUCAGCUGGUAGUAGCAUCACGAGAGUCACAAUAUAAGAUUCUUCAUUUCCACCACGGUGGGCUAGAUCACCUGGCUCAAGUUCUGCACAGAUGGCAUUCGUUGCUGCACAACAUCAAACUAACUCCAGGCUCAGAGGAACCUAAUUUGCCGUACCGUCAUUUUAUGGUCUGCCGUCCUGAAGUACAAAAAUCUGAGCAGCAUCCCGAAGAAGGAAAAGUCCCUAAAAUCACCCCUGAACUGUUUUAUGGCAAAAUCAUGAAUAGCAAAGGGGUCAUAGAAGACGAUCUGUUUCUCAGAAAAUGCGUGUUCUUUGGAGGUCUAGACAAGGAAUUGAGGCGUGAAAUGUGGCCGUUUUUGCUCCACUGCUACCCGUACAACUCGACUUAUGAUGAGAGGGAGAUCAUUCUGCAGAUUAGGACUAGAGAAUACGAAGAAAUCACAAGGAGAAGACUAGAGAAGAUGACGCCAGAACAGCACGCGAACUUCUGGAGGACGGUGCAAUGCGUGAUCGAGAAAGACGUCGUGAGAACGGACAGGGGCAAUCCCUUUUUCGCUGGGGAGAACAACUACAACAUUGAAAUUAUGAAAAACAUUUUGCUGAACUACGCAGUUUACAAUCCUGUACUUGGAUACACACAAGGCAUGAGCGACCUCCUGGCACCAGUAUUAUGCGAAAUCAAAUGCGAAGCCGAAACUUUUUGGUGUUUCGUCGGACUAAUGCAAAGGGCAAUCUUUGUUUGCACUCCAACUGAUAACGAUAUGGAUAACAACUUGAGCUACCUUCGGGAGCUGAUUAGGAUAAUGCUGCCACACUUUUACAAGCAUCUGGAGAAACACGUGGAUGCAAUGGAACUCCUGUUCUGUCAUAGAUGGAUUUUACUAUGCUUCAAGCGCGAGUUCACUGAAGCAGUGGCUCUUCGCAUGUGGGAGGCGUGCUGGGCCAACUACCAGACGGACUACUUCCACCUGUUCCUGUGCCUGGCCAUCAUCGCGGUGUACGCCGAUGACGUCAUCGCGCAGGACCUGAACACUGAUGAGAUGCUGUUACACUUCAGCUCGCUAGCCAUGUACAUGGACGGCCGUCUAAUCCUCCGCAAGGCUCGCGGUCUCCUCCACCAGUUCCGAUCUCUGGUUCGAGUGCCAUGUACCCUAGCUGGCAUGUGCCAGCGCUGCGGGCCUGGCAUAUGGGACUCCACACACAGACCUAGCAUAGAAUGCACUGGGGAACACCUAGUCUGCGAGUACAAGGCGCAGUAGGAAUUGACACUUGAAAGGUGAAACAGAUGAAGAUCGAAGACUUGGAAUGGAAACUAAGCUGGCCCUGAAUGGACAGGCUACACUUUAUAAGAACAGUUAUAGAUCUAAGCAUAUAACAACAUCUGACUAAUAUUCUUGGGCACAUCAGUACAUGUAUUACGGAAAAGAAAGCCCUCAUUUCAUAUGAUGACGGUGCAUCAUCAGACACCAGUGUUUUUUCAGCCAGCAUUAUUAAAUAAAAUUUCAUUGAGGGCGUGUGGCAUCCCUCAAAUAGUUUGUUAUGAAACUGUACCUACCUUAAUUUUUAAUUGCUUAGAUCUACAGCUGUAAAAAAGCCGACGAUUUUCUGGAAAAAUGUCGGUAUCAUGUCGAUAACAACAACUUGACAACAACUGUGCUUGGCAUUAAGCAGAAUCAUUGCGUUGUCGCAAGUACGCGGGAUCAGUCCUUGUAAGAUCAAGACAGUUGAGCAUCAAUUCAGUUUUGUCAGGAAAAUCGGUAAUCGUUUUUGUUUAUUAUUUUAAAAGUUACACCAAAAGAAAAAAAUAACUACCACAUUAGCCAGUAAAAAGUUAGUCAAGCUUGCGCUAGGCAAUUCUUCAAGACAAAAUGCUAAGCAGUUUUUUGUGAUAGUUAUUUUGUUGGGCGCCUAGCUUCUAUCGAGUUAGAUUUCUAACCAAGCAAGGAGUAUAAAAUUAGAUAUUAUGUACUACAUACAGUACAAAUGACAGUAUUACCAGAAUUAAGGAGCUUGGUAGAUUUUGUAUUAUUUAUAGUGUGAGACAUGACAGUCACAGCGUGAAAAGGGACAAUUAAAGUUUGUGAGAUAGUUAAUUUCACAUGGAAAUCUGUUUGUGGGGUUAACCCAUAAUUAGAUAGUGAAAAAAAGAGGUUUUUUCCACCAAUUGACGGAACAUAUCAGCGUGGAAACAAUUGACGACGUUCUUAUAAUAAAGUAAUGAAUUACUGUAUUGUUAACUUCGUAUACUUAUUCGUACAUUCUUAAGUUUGCAAGUUCAUCAUGAUGUACCUAUUAUAUUGUUAAAUGUCGUUAAAAUAAAUUCAUAUCGCGCACUUAAUUAUUCGAAGAUCGUUUAUUAUUGUCAUCUAUUUACUAUCUAUUGUCAUCUAAUAAUGUUAUUAUGAUGAUACGUUGGUACCUGUUUAUAGAAUUUAUAGGACAUAAUAAGUAUUACUGGAUAGCAAGUGAAUUUACCUAAGAUAUAAUACUAGACACCAGCUAGCAAACGUGUCUAUAAAGUGUUCAAACUUGUUACGUUUGCCUGAUGUCAAUUGGCUCAUACUUGCUUCGAAGUAGUAAAAAAUAUAUUUUUUAAUAUUGAAACUGGUGUCUGGUGCUAUACUUAGGCUAUCGAGGAAAUGUAUGCAUGAUAAAAUAAUUUGUAGAGCCGGACAGAGUGAAUAGGUCAUCCAUUUGCAACGCGUAAAUACAUUUAUUAUUUAUGUAAUUCAGAUAGUGUUUAUUGAUAGCUAAGAGUGACCACAUUGUACGAUACCUCUGGACACUCUUUCAAUACAGAUUUAGCAAUCCGUAACAGUUAUUAAAAUAAAUCAACGUGAAAUGGAACCAAUUAAAGAAUGAUGGUCACUCUCAUAUUUCAUUACACUUUGUUGACUUUAAGAAGGAUUCGCGCUAUUAUUGUAUCUUUAU
Molecule: messenger RNA, 4220 nt
Organism: Ostrinia furnacalis (Asian corn borer)
Lineage: Eukaryota; Metazoa; Arthropoda; Insecta; Lepidoptera; Crambidae
Gene: TBC1D16
Product: TBC1 domain family member 16
Exons: 7
Coding region: 347-2548 (733 amino acids)
Biological process (GO): activation of GTPase activity
Cellular component (GO): early endosome
Molecular function (GO): GTPase activator activity
Source: RefSeq, a predicted model, not a curated record